AUGGAUUCAAGAAGGAACCAAGACAGAUUAUCGAGUUUAUCUGAUAUACUUCUGAUUCUGAUAAUCUCAUACUUGCCCUUCAAGGAAGCAGUGAAGACGAGUGUUCUCGCGAAGCGUUGGAAGAAUCUUUACCGUGAAACGACCAACGUCUCUUUCAAAGAAUCCGAGUUCGUGAAGUGCUCUGUUUUAGACGAUGAAGACACCAAAAGAGACGCUAGGGUUUCGUUCGUUGACUAUAUGGUUGAUUGGGUUUCUGGAUUUCCCGGUCAAGUUGUCGAAAGAUUCGAACUUUGUCUCUCCAAACCGGUGGGUUUCGAAACAGAGAUCAAUUCACUGAUCGAAUUCGCCGUCUCUAAAAAGGUCAAGAAUCUUGUUCUUGAUUUCUCUGACCCUUCUUGGAUUACAAGUAAUCAAGCAAGUGUGUUUCAAUUACCGGAAUGCGUUUACAAUCUAGUGAAUCUCGAGUCAUUCAAGCUAUUCGCUUGCGGGUUUGUUCCGUCGAGAGUUGUGAAUUCCGGUUCGUUGAAAAGACUCUGUUUUGGUUGGAUCCAACUCGGAAAUAUCGAGUCUUUGAUACUUAAGUCUCAUCUUCUCGAGAGUCUAACCAUUCAAAAUUGUUGGAACGUCGGUCUCGAGAUGAUAACCAGAGACAACAAUCGGUUAAUCGAAUUGAUAUUCGAGAAUUGCGAUUUCGCCACGGAGUAUUCUACACUCGACUUGUCCAACAUUCAGAUCUUUAAGUACUCUGGAAAAGUUCAUUACUUUCAGUUCAUGGAAGUGAAUAAGAACAUGAAAGAAGCGUACUUGGAUUUUGGUGCAGCGGCUGAAUACAACGACGCGACAGGAACACAUCUCUCUGGUCUCCUUUACGAUCUUAAAUCGGCUAAGAAGUUAACGGUGUGUCCUUUUCUCACUCAGUUGAUCAAAGAUGGUGAUGAUCCGGUUCGGUUACAAGCACCUAUGGAGACAAAACAUUUGGUGAUGAAAACGAAUAUGCAACCGAAUGAGUUCGUUGGGAUUAGACUCAUGAUCAAUAGUUGUCCGUAUUUGGAAACUCUCACGUUUGUUAUGGUUCCUCCUAGGCCUGAGUACUCAACUACGGCUUUAGGGUUCGAUCCAGACAAGUAUUGGACGUUUAAAAUCACGCACAAGUGUUUGAAGUCGACGCUAAAGGUCGUGGAGGUGAGGAGUUUCAGUGGCGGCUUGCGCGAGUGUCAAGUGUUGCAGUAUCUGAUUCGGUAUGGUCGUGUCUUGGAGAGGGUUGACUUGUAUUUGUCGAGUGAAAUGGAAGAAGGUCAAAAGAUUUUGGCACGUGCUGCAGCACACACGAUUGUGACAAGGUUCGCGAAGGGUUCGAGUCGUUUAAGCAUUUUACUACACGACGUUUGA
Molecule: messenger RNA, 1389 nt
Organism: Arabis nemorensis
Lineage: Eukaryota; Viridiplantae; Streptophyta; Magnoliopsida; Brassicales; Brassicaceae
Source: the annotation of a GenBank genome assembly